AUGGUCAGUAUGAACAUAUUUGUCUCCAACAAUAUAAUAUUACAGUUAAUAUUAGUUUGUUAAAAGCAAUAUUGUAAACUCGCGCGUAUAAUCGGAGUAUCUACCUACUCUUCACUCUCGUUACACGCGAGCACGACGUAUUAUAGAUAGUUCGAGGGAACAUUAGAGGGAAUCUGUCUGUUAAUAAUAAUAAUUUCGAGUCUUAUUCAAAAUACGUUAAUCGGUCGUAACAAAACUGGGGCGUUUUACCUACCAAACCGACAUAGACGUACUGCGUGUUGCGUAUAACCCCCCCCCCCUUCCCGCCCUCCCUAAAUGAAACGUUUUCGACCAAACCUAAGCCAAUCGAUUACGUUCGCCAGCGUUUAAACGGUCCGUCUUGUAAAUGAACACUUCGAAUUGGAUAGAAAAAAAAAAAAAAUUAUAAUAAUGAAAUGAAAUAAAAGUCGGGUUUUGUAUUGAUCGAUAACGCGCCGUCGGCGACGAAGUGUCAUGGCGGACGCGCAAAUGCGCCGGCGCUGCUCGAACGAAAAUACUCUCCGGAUUGAUCGUUUCGUAUCUAUGGGAGACAGGAACUCGUAUCCGUAUUAGCGAAUUCGAUGAUUUCAGCGUGUAAAUAUGGGAAGAGAAAAAAUGUCCGAACGCCAGUGCGUGAAACCCACUCCGUUCCGUACGGUUAACUACGGCAAUUCGUUUAUUGCGCCGGUUUCGUCGUCGUUAUUAAUUGUCGGUUACGAUGUACCCGCGGGCUACGCCCUUUGAAUACAAACGGCGGUCAAACGUACGCGUGUCGGAUUAAUAAUAAUAACACAAUUGAUAAUAUUUAAAUAGCGACCGGCGCUAAAAAAAAAAAAAAAAAAUGGUAAUAAUUCGAAACGGCCGCACGCACGCGUUCAAUUUAAGAACAACCGGACGGUCAUUGUUAACGUUCGGAUGAAAUUAUUUUCUAUUUGUAGCGUUUAGUUGGCGUGUGAAUUUUAUUGUAUUACGAACAUCGUUUUCCCGUCGACCCGGUAAAACGGGAGCGUUUUUUUUUGUCAUUACUCGUUUUUCAAUAUUUUUUCUGGAAAUAAUCGAUCGCGGGUCGUAAUUAGGCCCGUAGCCGCUCCUCUCCCCCACCACCCCCCGCCUCCCGUCUACGCCCGUCGUACGCGGGUCCGGCGAAAUUCGAACGCGACUCUCGAUUUCCGUAAAUCGUUUAUACGUUUCGCGCGUCAUUACAAUUGGUAAUUUUUGCAAAACGAAAUAAUCCGUGACUACCGUCACUCCGGGACGAGCCGUUUAACCGCGGGGGACAAACCGCAGGGGUGUUUCCGAAACGCGCGACAAUAUCAUCGAAAAACGUCCGGCCGUUUUCUUAAACACCGCGGUAAUUCAUUGGCCAAUUAGUAUAAUUCUAGGGGGGGGUGAGGGCUAAUUUCUCUGCGCUACGCUUAGACCCUCUCCCUCUCCCCGCAAUUGCCGCCGAUGCAUUAAGCGCUAACCGGUGGGAGGGGGGAAGAAGCUCAUUCCACCGAUGGGUGUGCCCGCUGAUGUGGGGGCGGCCCAGUCGGGGAACGCGGGAUACGCAAAGUCGUAUGGAGUUUAUGUGCGCGCGCAAUGUCGUCUGAUCGUCGCCGGCGAAACGCGACUCCGAGCCGAGUUCGGACGAACGCGUUUCGAAAUGCCGCGGUUUCCGCGGUUUUCACGGGGAUUUUACGGGCGUAUUGACCUUCUGCAAUCCGCUCCGGUCAAUACGCAGAUUCCGUCGGGCGCGCCGGCGCCGCCCGAUUUGGUCUUCUCUGUACCGCCGCAACACGUACACGGCCUCCCGAAUCACCUCCCCUCCGUGGGCCGUCCGUAUGCCGCCCUCUCAACCGACCGCCCCCCGAAUCGAUUUUAUCGCGCGGCGCCGAUCCGCGAUUCGAAAAUGUCCGAACACCCUUUUGCGCACCAUAUACAUGUAUACAGGGUGUCCUACAUACAGUGUUAUCCGAACGCUGGUAACUCGAUAUUCAUUUUUUUUUUUUUCCAAUCGGAUUUUCCAAAAACAAAUUCGCUAUUGAUUUUCAUCCCUUGAUCACCGAACGAGAAAUAUGUUUUCGUUUAUUAAAAUUAUCAAAAUAGCCGUUUUGUAAAAAUGCACGUUGCACGAAGUAACUAAUGCAAGUCGCGUUUCACAUAUUGACCGUGAUACACCCGAUGACGAAUUUUCAACUCGUAACCGAUCGUAUAAUGUGCACUUAUCAUAAUGCUCCGGGCGGCGCAUAUUGAUUUUGACUUUAUUAUUUUAUUAUUGUACACCAUAUAGUCUGGAUAUUCGAAUGUAUCGUGCACAUUCGUAUCCGACCAAUAGUCGACUGUUAUUCUCAGUAAUAGCCGUUUCAAUUUCAACAUUUCUUGUUUCGUAUUACGACUUAUGAUUCGCUGUCGCGCAGUUGUCUCAUUUUUCACACCGUUCUUCAGAUGUUAUUACGGCCAUUGCUACGAAACUAUUGGUCGGAUAUGAACGGACGACGUGUUAAAACGUUUAGAACAAUAGGUAAAAUAUUUUACAAAUUGGCCGUUUUGAACAUUUUAAAAAGUUAUUCAUUUUUCUCCGGUGAUUAGGAAAUGAAAAUAAAAAAAUCGAUUUUUCCCUAUGUUUGUAUACUCCCCUGAUACAAAAGUCGAUUGAAAAAAAAAAUGAAUAUUAACCGAGUUAUUAGCAUUCGGAUACCACUGUAGGACACCCUGUAUUUUCCAAUGUAUGUGAACAAGUCUCUUUUCGUCCCAUAGAUAUUUGAUCGAAAAUUUAGACGAAUAAUCGUGGUCAAUGUCAGAUACAAUGAUUUAUUUUUUAAUUGCAAUUCAUACAAUUUUCAAUUUAGGUUUAUCAAUCAAAAUAUGUUUUGGUAAACUUCGCACCGAAUAGCUUUUCGUUAGCAAUAAUGAUUUAUCGCUGCGUACGGAAAUAAUUUAAACAAACAUGUACCUUUCCAACUUUCCACCUAUAAAGAGUGGCAUGCACGUCAGCAGUGGCCAAACCAGGGGGGGUGUUUUGGUUGUCCGAACACCCCCCUACAUCAGUGUUGAAGUAAUACAAUAUGUGUUUAUUUAAUGUAGACAUAUGACACCACCAUUAAAAAAAUCCUGGUAUUACCUACCUACUUUUUUUCUUUUACUUUUUAAAUGUACCUAUGCUUCUUGAGUUACGUCGUCACUGUAGCAAACAAACCAUAUUAUGGGUAAUAAUACAUUCUUAUCAAAUGGUAAUAUAGAGUGGUAUUGAAUAUUUAACGUAGUUUAUUAUAGAUAUUUUUAAAAUAUUACAUUUUAAUGGUUUUUUUUAAAAUUUGAAUUGCAUUUAUAUUGGACUGGACAUUUAAAAUUUAGGGCGUAAUAAUAAAGGCUUAAAAGUAAAUCAUGAUCUUCAAGAUUUCCUUUACAAAAUUUUUCAGAAACGCACUUCAUAUUUAUUUUUUUUCUCUUUUUUUUUUAGGUUUACAGUUUGAAGUGUUUUCCUCCCGGUACGGAUCACAAAAUGAUUGUUUCAUCUCCAUUAUUGCCUUAUCCGAAAAUAAUAAAGAAAACGCCCGAAAGGGAUUACUUGUCAAGAAUGGUUCCGCCGACGUAUGAAUUUCACAAGAGGGCUAAAUACGAUCUCGAAAAUACUUUCCAUAUGUUGGUGAUGGAGGCUGACAUUCGGACUGGGGUCGCGCAUAAAAAUGCUUGCUCCCGUCUUGGGGCCGUGUGUUAUCAGUUGGGACAUGUGCUUUACGAGAUAGAGAACGGUCUUGGAGUGUCCGUAUUGGCGUUCGAAAAAGCUCUCGAAGCAAUCGAAGAUCAUGUAAUCGAUCCGGACAACGUGCUGACCGCUAUAAACUCCCUGAACAUGUUGGCCUUUCUGGAAGCAAAUCACAAUAAAAACACGGAGAGGGCAUUAGAGUUCCUCGACAGAGCAGACUCCAUAUACAAAACUUAUCGCGACAAGGAACCGAAAAUGCCAGAUCCAACAGGUGUUGACGUGCUGUUGGAGGACUGCACUGAAGAUAAUCGCACGUGGGAGGAGCGGAGUUACAAAAGAAAUCCCAUGGUAAACGCCAGGUUGUACACUCUGUUCUAUUACAUUGAGAUUUACAGGAUUUUGAAGUUGACCGAAGAAGAAAUAUUCUAUUCGCACGCUGCUCUUAAGCACCAGAUUGAUAACGAUAUUUAUAUGCAAUGCCCUCUGGAUUGGGUACAGACUUGUAUUCAAAUGUCAGAGUGGUUACUUAACGCGAACGCCUUUCAGCAGGCUAAACAUCAUAUGGAAGCAGCAUCUAUGUUCCUAGAGGAAGUUAUUCCGAAAAAUCUCAGCUACUAUAAUGGGUACGUACCACAUAGUAUGUAGGUACAUGUGUUUAAUACUUUAAUUAUUAUUGACAUUAUAAUAUUAUUAAGUAUAAAUUAUUAUGAAUUCUGGAAUAAAAAUUCUUGAUACUAUAACAAAAAAAAAAAAAAUAAAAUACUCAAUACAUAUGUUAUUGACAGUCAUUGGAAAACCAUGAUGGGUUCUGAUAAAGCGAAGUGGGAGGAUGGUAAAAUCUAACUUACUUCAGUCAAAUAUAGUUUUAUAAAAAUAAAAAAUUGUUGGAAGAUUUAGAUAUCUGUUAUAAUAUAUUGUAUUUGUUUUUUUUUUUUCAACUAUGGUCAAAUUUAAAUUUAAAUUUAUUAAUGGUAGAUAUAUGAUAAGCUUACGAAGUACCUGUAUACUAAAAUACACAAAAUCAAACGAAACUUAAAUGCAUUUUUAAUAUAUAUUGUUGGGUGGUAUUUAAGUAGAUACAUCGUACUUAAGUACCAAUAUAUAUUAAAGGUACAUUUUAAUGCUUACAUGUUUAUUUAAAGAAAUUAGUUUGAAUACCUAUUAUUUCUGUCCUUAUCUCAAAAGUUAACAAUUGGACAGUUAUUGUAAAACAGUACCUAUCUAAUUUAAAUUUUAUAUUUAAGUACCUAGGUAAUAAAAUAAAAUCAAAUUGACUGUGUGUUGAAGUAAGAAUAUUUAAAAAAUAUCUUGAGUAUCGAAAGUAAAUACCUACUUACCAUUUGUGGGACACAGUCAAACAUUGUACAUAACCAUACAAACAUUUCAGUUCACAAGAACUCAAGCAAUAUUUGGCAGAUGUUUCAUAUAGUUGGUCUAGAUACGGAAUGCGAUUGUUGAAGAAGUCUAAGACCAGGUUGAUGAAGAAGAAAACGCAUAGAUUACCUCCUAGUAUGUUAUUUUAUGUUGAAAUAGUAUCAUGAAAUAGUAUGAUAGUAGUUAUAUUUACAUCAAAAUAAUGGUCUGUAUUUUUUUUCAGGUAGUUUCAAUGAUUUGUUAUUCGAUAAAUUUGAAGAAAAACUUGGUGGGCAAGAUACUCCGGUAUACGUGGAUAAUUUUAAGGAUGCUGAAGAAUUGACCAAAAACAUAAUUAAAUGGAUUAAUGAAACAAAACUGUUUUAUACAUUUGAUAUGUCAAAUAACUUUUAUGGCUAUUUAAGUAUCGAUAAAUGCCAGGCAUACAAAAACUUGGCGUUCUUUCAAGAUAAUUCACUCGAGUAAGUCCCUUCAACUUAAUGGUAAAUUCAGUGUAAAUGGUUUGCAUUACAAUUUUUAUGUUUUCACAGAACGGAAAAAUUGUUAAAAAUUGGAGUCGUAGAUAUGGAAAUUUUAGUUGUCAAACUUGAUGACUUAAGCCUGCGUAGACAAAUGUGGUACGAAUUAAGCAAUAUGUACCGUUUCAUGAUGGAAAUUCAGUAUGAACAAUACGUUUUGAUAAAAAAGGAAGUUCCGAAAACUGGUGCCAAGUUAAUUAAUAAAUACUCUAAUACUUCCAUAUCAUACUAUCUGAAAUUUAUUGAAUCGUUUACAACGUAUGUUAAAUAUUAUAUUGUUAUUACUUAUUAUAAUAUUACCUACUAUUAGAAUUGUAUGUUCACUUAUAUUUUUUUUUAUUAUGAUUUUAAUUAUGUUAAUAGGACUAUAGGACCAAGUGAAGUACAAAAGAAAGCGAUUUUGUUGUCUAAUUUGUAUUUGGCAAAAUGCUAUGAUAAACAAAUUGUCUACUUAAAACAAGUCAAGAUUAGGAAUUUAUUGGAGGGUGAAAAAUAUUAUAAGGUACCUACCUAUUUAUCUAUCAAUAGAAUUAUAUACUAUUUACAUAUUGUUGUUAUUAUUUUUGUACAAUAAUUAGGGUUAGAUCAAUACUGGUAAGAAAUUAAUAAAUAACAAAUUUUAAAUUUAAGAAAUCCAAUGAUAAUAUAUGAGAAAAUUAAAACAUUAAUUUGAUUUUAGUUUAUAAAAAUCUAUCGAGGUUGUUUUUAUUAUAAUUAAGGGUGUAUUUUAAAGCUUUUCAUUGAGUGCAAUAUUUGGUUACUAGGUAGUAUUCUCCUGCUAAUAAUUAUAAUCCAAUGUAUUUUAUUUGCACAACAAUUUUAAUAAAAACACAUUCAACUUACUCCCACUCUUUAAUUUUUUAUGAGAACACAUUAUUGUAUUAUGCUCACGAGUCACAAUAAUCUAUUGCAACUGCAAUCUUAUCUCAACUUCAAUAAUAUUGUUAUAAACUUAUAUAUUAUAAUAAUGUCAUAGUUUCAUAAUAUGUAGGUAUCUAUUAUUUUCUUACUUAUUUAUGUGCAUUCGAUCAGUUACUGAAAGAUAUUUUUCUGACAUUUGACCAAAAAGUUACUUAUAUUUUAUACUAAUCAUAAAUGUUUCUGAAAAAUAAUGAUUAUUCCUGGUUUCCUACUAUUACCUAUUGGCUUUUAUUACUCAUAAUAUAACUUAUAAUAACUAAAUUAUAAAGUUCUUCGUACCUUUGGUUUAAAAUCUUAAGCUGAUAGAAGGAUAUAGAGCAAUUUGGUGUUUUGUUGAAAAUAAUCAACUCUUACAUUGAUGAUUCUGUGUUAUUCAGUAAUGUCAAUUUUCUUGUCCCCUCAAAACUUUCAGCAGUUCCAUUAUUUUUCCAUCCAUAUUUGUCCUACUCGUUAUUCAGAAUAUAAUCCUUUGCAUAGGAUCAUGCAACUAGCCAAAGAGAAUCCUUCAUUCCUUAUUUGAUUUUUUUUUAUUACAAUUUUAUUUACUGUUGUGUGUUACUAUAUUUAUUUUUAAUCAAUUGAUUUGUCAAUGUAUUGAAUCUAAAUUGGGUCAAUCUUGUAUAUUUGCAGUGAAUAAAUAUCAUUAGGUAUAAUUUAAUUACCUAUUAUAAUUUAAUGGAAAUUAAUUACUUGCCUGUUUUUUUUUUUUUUUUUAUAGAGAAUUAUAAAUUACUGUGAGUCUGAUUAUGCACUAGCAGCAAUGAUUCCUUACGAGUUGUCAUACGCCAGAAAUAUGUUGAAGUUACUUCCAACAAAGAUUAAAAAUCUAUCUAAGUUAUCAAAAACAUCUAAGUGUUACGUUUAA
Cinara cedri is the source of this 7384-nucleotide messenger RNA. NCBI's taxonomy places the organism in Eukaryota, Metazoa, Arthropoda, Insecta, Hemiptera, Aphididae. The record is from the annotation of a GenBank genome assembly.